Saccostrea cuccullata (small rock oyster) is the source of this 675-nucleotide messenger RNA. RefSeq lists its product as uncharacterized. The record is from RefSeq and is a predicted model, not a curated record. NCBI's taxonomy places the organism in Eukaryota, Metazoa, Mollusca, Bivalvia, Ostreida, Ostreidae. The annotation marks the transcript as partial. The transcript has 4 exons.
AUAACUAAUAAUGAUGAGGUGGCCAUGCUGUCUACGCACACAACGGUAGCCACGUACAUGGGACCUACAGUUAUAAAGGCAGUCUUUCCAAGUAGCUUGAGAAGAAGAAAACGAUCCCCGACCGAAAUUGUAUAUGGGAAUGGUUUUGAUAUUAGUCUGUCAUAUGAUGAUGUCAACUAUGGGGAAUCUAUGUCAUUAGUCAUAUACAAUGACGAAUGUUACAGCUGCAAUGCAAAAGUACUCGAAUGCAAUAUGACGAGGCCCUGUCCAGAGACCACCACUCCGGAGCAAACAACGAAUAAACGAUUAUCUACUUUUCCACAUGAUUUGAAAGCAAAGAACGAAGAGACCAUCGGAGAUAUUCUUCUUCCUCUGGGUAUCAGUCUGUUUGUCCUUCUUGUCAUUAGUAUAGUCAGCGUCAUACUUUAUAGAAAGCUGCGUACAUCUGCAAAACCCUGCAUCGCUUCAAUUGUUGCUGGCACUGUGGCUAGAAACCAACCACACAUUGAAAAUUAUGAGGCACUAGCACAAGAUAAUAUUCACUUCCAAUCCCCGUUAUAUGAUACUCUUACGUCGAAACCGGAGAACAUUGGAUCAAUUUCAGAGUCACUGAGAGAGAAAACUUCAAAUAUUCCAGUGGAAUAUGAGAACACCUUGCCUGGACCGUUUUAAUAA